AUGAGAAUGAUAGGCAACUUCUGGUACCAGCACACCAGUGUGGUGGGAAUGGUGAAGUCUGCAAUCGAGAUGCACAACAAGAAAAGCCAGGUACAAUCCAGCUAUGAGGUCCAUGUUAUCUGCGGUGUCAAUCAGGACGUGGGUGGCCGUGCGGACCCAAUGAGGCCCUUUCAACACAUUAGCCAUUGCUCCCACAUCAACUUCCUUGCCACUCAGGUUGCUGGCACUCCAAAGCUCUUCUUUGCCGAGUGUCGCAACGUCGGCUCCAAGGAGGCGGUGUUGUGCUGUCCUGUUGAUAUGCCACUUCCAGGCUCUGAGCAAGUCCGUUGCCUUUACUGUGAGUCCGGAGGGAGGACCAUGGUGCACCCGACGAAGGAGAGUUUCCUGGGGCGUGACAGAGAGUUUGAGGAGAUGUUCCGCGGCGAAGGAGACACCAGUGAUGACGUCAUGUCUCACAGCUAUUACAUAACCUUGUAUUUGGAUAAUCUGGAGGAGGACCGGAUCUACGGCGAUUACAGCUGCGACAGUGAACUCCAAGAGGAAGUGCGGUUGCUUGACAUAAAUUAA
Triticum dicoccoides is the source of this 567-nucleotide messenger RNA. RefSeq lists its product as uncharacterized. The record is from RefSeq and is a predicted model, not a curated record. Lineage: Eukaryota; Viridiplantae; Streptophyta; Magnoliopsida; Poales; Poaceae. The coding region runs from base 1 to 567 and encodes 188 amino acids. The transcript is spliced from 3 exons.